Molecule: messenger RNA, 5193 nt
Organism: Dicentrarchus labrax (European seabass)
Lineage: Eukaryota; Metazoa; Chordata; Actinopteri; Moronidae
Gene: emsy
Product: EMSY transcriptional repressor, BRCA2 interacting
Exons: 21
Coding region: 251-4285 (1344 amino acids)
Biological process (GO): regulation of DNA-templated transcription
Cellular component (GO): nucleoplasm
Source: RefSeq, a predicted model, not a curated record
AAGAAGAAACACCACAUAUACACCCAAAAGGCCAGCCGAAAGCUAAGUUAGCAGCAAACAUAAACACCCGUACAUCUCUUAGGGGGGGGGGGGUAUUGGGCUUGGUUUAGGAGCUCAGCUUUUGUUUUCUUUGCUGCGAUUUAUCGGACAACACCUACACAAUGCGGUAGAUGAGCUAAAUGUGUUAUUACCAGCCAUGUUUGUUUGCAUCUCGGAGUACACCAAGGCCCUGAAGUUGCCCUGCUAACGGAUGCCCAUGAUUCAGCUGGAGAAACCGGUGCUGGCUGGGACCAUGCCGGUGGUAUGGCCCACCAUCCUCGACCUGGGCAGGGAUGAGUGCAAAAGAAUUCUCCGUAAACUGGAGCUGGAGGCUUAUGCCGGGGUUAUCAGUGCCCUGCGAGCCCAAGGAGACCUGACAAAGGACAAGAAGGAUCUGCUGGGAGAACUCACUAAAAUCCUUGGUAUCUCAACAGAGCGCCACCGUGCAGAAGUACGCAGGGCGGUCAACGAUGAACGCCUCACCACCAUCGCAUAUCACAUGUCAGGUCCUAACAGCUCGUCUGAAUGGUCCAUUGAAGGACGCCGGCUUGUUCCUUUGAUGCCGAGGCUGGUCCCUCAAACAGCCUUUACUGUGACUGCUAAUGCUGUGGCCAGUGCCACAGCCAAUCAGAAUGCCUCCCUUCUGUUGCCAGCUGAAACCGGAAACAAAGAAGUGGUUGUAUGUUACUCCUACACGAGCACCACCUGCACCUCCACCAGCGCCACAGCCACCAGCGGCACCAUAGGGGCAACUGUGAAAUCACCACGACCACCCAGUCCUUCCUCCAACGUGGUGGUGCUGCCCAGCGGGAGCACCGUCUACGUAAAAAAUCUCCCAACUCUUUUGCCGGCAAAAGUCGUUUCGUGGCGGACUUUUGCCUCUCUCGAUCCGACUGUUCGUGUAGGCGGGCAUGCAAAAAUUUCGGAAGUACCAUCGGUAGUUCGACCAACAACCCUAGAGCCACGGACAGAUCGAGAGAGGCUAAACAGCAGCAUCUCUGGGUUCAGGCAACAUGGAGGUGUGAGCUGUUCCGAUGAGGACGAGAAGCCUCGCAAGCGGAGGCGGACCAACUCGUCCAGCUCGUCGCCGGUGAUGCUAAAAGAGGUCACCAAGGUGUCCCCGCAGGUAUCCAAGAACAUCACGGUGCCGGUGAGCGGCAGCCCCAAGAUGAGCAACAUCAUGCAGAGCAUCGCCAACUCGCUGCCGCCCCACCUGUCCCCCGUCAAGAUUACCUUCACCAAGCCCACGAUCCAGACCACCAACACCACCACACAGAAGGUGAUCAUCGUGACAACUUCUCCCAGCUCCAACUUUGUGCCCAACAUCCUGUCCAAGUCCCACACUCACAACAAUGCCGCGCUGUCGAAGCUGGGCUCCGCCUCCAUGCUGAACGCGCAAACCCAGAAACAGACGGUGGUCUUCCCGGCCAGCUCCAGCCCCUCCUCCAACGCCAACACCGUCGCAGUGACCACGGUGGUCUCCUCGACUCCUUCAGUGGUCAUGUCAACUGUCUCAACAUGCGCCGCUUCAGCUGGCGUGAAGGUGGCUUCGGCCAGACUUCCUUCACCUAAGACCCUGGUGGGGUCUCCUGCUCAGAUCUUGGCCCAGUUCCCCAAACAGCAGUCACCCAAACAGCUGCAGCAGGGCUCAUCUUUAGGAUCUUCUAGUGUCAGCCAGACCCAGACCACCACCAGCUCACCUGGCUCAAAACCCACCAUCCAGAUCAAACAAGAGUCCGGGGUUAAAAUAAUCACUCAGCAGGUUCAGCCAAGCAAAAUCCUGCCCAAGCCUUCAUCAGUGGCUUUGUCCAGCAGCAGCUCGUCCCCCAUCAUGGUUGUCAGUAGCAACGGCGCCAUAAUGACCACCAAACUGGUCACUCAGCCCACAGCUACCCAGACCACCUACACGAGACCCACUGUUAGCCCCAGCAUCGGCGCCAGAAUAUCCGCCUCCAGUGGUGGGACCACUUACGUCAAGACCACCAGCGGCAGCAUCAUCACAGUGGUGCCAAAGUCUCUGGCCACUCUGGGUGGGAAGAUCAUCAGCAGCAACAUCGUCUCUGGCACGACGACUAAGAUCACCACCAUCCCCAUGACCUCCAAGCCGAAUGUCAUCGUGGUUCAGAAAACCACUGGAAAGGGAGCGACCAUCCAAGGACUGCCUGGCAAGAAUGUCGUCACCACACUUUUAAACGCUGGGACUCUGUGUCUACCUCAGGGUGAGAAGGGCCUGCAGGCUGUUCAGGGGACCAAACCAGCGAUCAUCACGGCCUCCAGACCCAUCACCAAGAUGAUCGUCACCCAACCCAAAGGCAUGAGCUCUGGAUCCCAGUCCACCGCCACCAAGAUCAUCCCAACCAAGAUCGUCUACGGCCAGCAGGGCAAGACACAGGUUCUCAUCAAGCCAAAGCCAGUUUUCCAGACGGCGGUGGUGAGCGAACAGACCAGGCAGCUGGUCACCGAGACGCUGCAGCAGGUGACCCGCUCAGCAGAGAUCGUGCAGGGUCAGACCUCGGGCCAGGACGGGUCCACAAAGGACGAGUCGGGCAGCUCAACUGGCGAGGCUUCCCAUGGAAGUGCUCAAGAACCUCAGCCUGUAGUGCAUGUGGUGUCCUCCAGAGAGCAGGAUUGGACAGAGCAGGAAGUGUCUGUGGAGUCCAGCCCGACUAUUAUCUACCAGGAGGUGUCUGGCGGGGAAUCCCAGUCCGCCACUUCCACCAUCAAAGCCCUGCUCGAGCUGCAGCAAACAACAGUGAAGGAGAAGGGAGAGUCCAAACCCAGACAGCACACCAUCGACCUGAGCCAGAUGGCCGUGCCCAUCCAGCUAGCCCAGGAGAAGAAGCCCAGCCCGGAGUCCCCCAGACCCUCCACCUCAGAGGCUGAGCCCAGCACUGAGUACGUCACAGCAGGUAAAGUCAGCAGAGUGGGGGUGUCCUCAGAGGAUGAUGACGUGGUCAUGUCCUCCAGCCAGCAGCUGGGGAAGCCGUACAAAAGCAGCAUCAGCCAGGUCACCGUGGUAACCAAACCGGUUGCUGUCUCCUCCGCAGCUGCAGCGUCGCACGUCAGCCACGUGCCCUCUGACAGCCAUGGUAAAACUGAGACUGUGUUAGAGGUGGGCGAGAUGGAAGGCGACACUUUGGACCCCCAGACGGGCUUGUUUUACCGCUCCAGCCAACCGGCUUCAGACCCCGUUAAGCAAACCACCCACUCCGUUAGCACGCAGCCGCCUCCCUUGAGCCAGGCAGAGGCCGAGCAGAGCCGGAACAGCUCCGCCUCCACCCAGCCGCCACCGCUGCCACCGCCGCCACCACCGCAACUGCAGAGCAAACCACAAAUCAGCCAACCUUCCUCUUCCUCUUCUGCCUUCCCCUCCACUCCUCCUCUGACAAAGAAACUCCCGAAACUACGAGAGCAGAUUCAGCCCAAACCCCAGGCCUUAACCCAGAGCCCCAAAGACAGACCCCUGACUGCACCAGCACAAACCGGGGCAAAGGUCACAAGCCCGGGCCCACCAACCAAACCCCUGGUGACGCCGCAGCUCCCGAAGCUCCAACAAGCGCCCACGUCCCACCACAGGCCCCUGCACACACCUAUGUCUCACCCUCCGCCGCUGCAGGCGCACCACCCCGUCAGCACCGAGAAGACUCCCUCCAGCCAGCAGCCAAUCAUCACACAGAGCGCCACCGUCACCAAGAUCACCUUCGGCAGUUCCCACCAUACAACGCCGGUCUUCAGCAGCGGCGAGGCCACCGCCAAACUGAUCCCAGAGUCCAGCUCCGGGCCCUCGGGAGACAAGCCCUCGGUGUCAGACAUCCUGAAGAUCUCCAUGAUGGAGGCGGAGAUCGACCCGAGCACGGAGCCCAUGGUGGUGGACUCGUCCAGCGACUGCGGCCCUCUGGGGAAAGCCUUGGAGGUCCAGGCCGUGUCAGGCACACUGGACUCUGGCCAGUUCAUCAGCAGCUCUGGGACCUCCAUGCAUCAUUCCCACACAAAGACCCAGCAGUUCAGCUGCAUGCAGGGACUCACAGCACAGAGGAGCAAAGAAGAUCUGGAGGUCAUUGAGGUGAUUCCUCAGUACUCCAUCCUGCCGGACUCCAGCCAGUCCAACGUGGUGGUUGAGCCCAGCGGCUUCCUGGAAAUCACCAACUACACCAGCCAGCAGCUGGAGGAGGACAGCCCCAUGGAGCAGGAGGUGGACAGCAGCAACGACGAGGCCACGGCAGCAAGCCCCCCCGACCAACCGUAGCUGGAGACACUGAUGGGAUUUGGCUUUGAACAAGCAGACUAAUGAUUUGUUUUUGGCCUCAGACCCCGUGGACAAAAGACUUCUCUGGCUGCUUUUUAUUGUGCAAGAGCAAAAAAAUGCUUUUCUCUUAUUUUCUGUAAAUAUUAGUUUGUUCAUAAUAAGUAUUUUUUCCUCCCCACAACUAAUGGCACAUAUGGUUUGUAUUGCCAGUGAGGAGCGCUGUGUGUGAAAAUGUGGGAGCGAGGUGAAAGGAUUAGUUGUAGUGCCGCUGCAGACAGUUGGAAAGCUGUCUCUCCAAACAUACAGGACUUAAUUGUUCCAGUAUGUUAACAAUGUUCCUGCAGGAUGUUGCAAAGAAGCUUCAUGAAAUUGAUUAUUUUGAAUUUGCUGGCUUUGUGCCACUGUAUGUCAUUUCAGAAACACUGGUUGUCCAGAGGUUUGUCACUCAGAUAUUUGUAUAAAAUUACCCACCUUGAUGAUGGACGUCUUCUUUUAAAGACCUGAAGGUUGGACCACCAGAUGAGGAGUAUUUUCCUUUGACUGAAACUCAACUUUAUAAACCUCCAACACCAAUCCCAUAAGGAUUUAAGAGCAGAUUUUAUUUUGCUGCAAGGAACAUAAAACAGAACCAGAAAGGAGUCCUGGAGGAAGGAUAAGGUCCAACAUACAGGAUGUGUUACUGUUAAUUGUAAUGUAAAAAAAAAAAAAUGUACCUUUUUCUUUUUGUAAGAUAUAUUCUGCAGUUGAAAAGUUUGCUGUGAGAAUUUCACAGUUUGCAUUUGCGUUUUUGCAUAGUAUGUUUUAAACUAUGCAUUUCUUUUAUACCUUUUCAAACUAGAUGACUAGUUGAGAGAGAAAAAAAAAAUUUAAUCUGCACAAUAAAUCAUCUGAGUAGAACAUGUCACGUA